Messenger RNA from Salarias fasciatus (jewelled blenny), 2444 nucleotides. It is a transcript of the gene bin3, whose product is annotated as bridging integrator 3. The coding region runs from base 117 to 878 and encodes 253 amino acids. The transcript is spliced from 10 exons. The record is from RefSeq and is a predicted model, not a curated record. Gene Ontology annotation, molecular function: protein binding; lipid binding. Gene Ontology annotation, biological process: endocytosis; actin cortical patch localization; plasma membrane tubulation. Gene Ontology annotation, cellular component: actin cytoskeleton; cytoplasm. Lineage: Eukaryota; Metazoa; Chordata; Actinopteri; Blenniiformes; Blenniidae.
UCAGCUCCGGGACUUCCUGUAUCCAGCUCGGCUCUUCACUGCUGCAAGCAAGGGGGAUGUUUCUCCGAAGACCGUGAAACUACACGAAUGAAACCGGGAAUAAAAGUGCACUCAAAAUGAGCUGGAUGCCCUUCAAGAUUGGUCAACCAAAGAAACAGAUUGUCUCUAAAACAGUUGAAAGAGACUUCGAGCGAGAAUAUGACAAGCUUCAAAAGCUGGAGGAUCAGACGAAAAAACUGCACAAAGACAUGAAGAAAAGCACUGAGGCUGAUUUAGCCAUGUCCAAAGCGGCAGUGAAGAUUUCUGCAGACCUGCUGAGUAAUCCUCUGUGUGAGCAGGACCAAGCCUUCCUGGAGUCCAUGACUGCUUUAGAUACAGCCAUGAGAAGGAUGGACGCCUUCAAUCAGGAGAAGGUCAACCAGAUCCAGAAGACCGUGAUUGACCCCCUGAAAAAGUACAGCGGCGUCUUUCCCAGCCUCAACAUGGCGGUGAAGCGUCGAGAGCAGGCGCUGCAGGACUACAAGCGGUUGCAGUCCAAAGUGGAGAAAUACGAAGAGAAGGAAAAAACCGGCCCGGUUAUGGUCAAACUACAUCAGGCAAGAGAAGAGCUCCGGCCGGUCAAAGACGACUUUGAAGCCAAGAACAAGCAGCUGCUGGACGAGAUGCCCAAGUUCUACCACAGCCGCAUCGACUACUUCCAGCCCAGCUUCGAGGCCCUCAUCCGGGCACAGGUGGUCUAUUUCACCGAAAUGUACAAGAUCUUCAACGAGCUGACAGACCAGAUCGACCAGGCGGGACUGACUGACGAGCAGAGGGAGAGGGAGACGGAGGCCAAGCUCAGCGAGUUGCGUGCUCUGUCCAUUGUCGCCGACGACUGAAGGGGGCGGGGGGGGGGGGGGGGCGCUGAAAAACCUGGAAGGCCUCUUUUCAUGCCUCUGUGAACGGAUUGCACUCUUUUCAGGCUCCUCCGGAGUUCAAACGGACAGCCACGGCCUUAACCUGAACACGGCUGUCUCCCCUGGCGGCCUCGUCACCCCCACCGUCACUCUUGCACUACACCCGAACGCUUCACUCUCUCUCCAGCUCAGAGCAGCUCAACGCCACAUUAACUAAGCCAUCAGCCAAGUGCAACAUUAUAAGCCAAUGUGUUUUUUCUUUCUUUUUUUUUUUUUUUUUUUUAAAGGAAAACAAUCAAACAGAUCUUGUCAGAACUAAUUAGCAUUGUUACACUUUGUGGUUUCAGAGAUAUCUAUAAGCUUUUUGUCUCUUCUGCAGGAAGUGAGCAAGAUGUCUUUAUUAGUCACAUUUCCUCUGUUUCCAACUGUCUGUGAAAUAUCAUUUUUAUUACCCAACUUUGAAAUUACAAGUACUGCAGAUGUAAUUUAAUGUAAUGUACUCUUAGAUGAUCGGCUCGGAAAGAAGUUCUCCUGUAUUUUUCGCCCUCUUGAAGUUGCGCUCCGUGCCAAGCCGUGUGAGGGUUUUUAACGAGACGCUGUUUGUAACAUCAGCUGUGCGUAACGUGCCUUUUUUUUUUUUUUUUUUCUGAUCAUGGAUGUAGCCUGAAAACUAAUCUGUGCGAAGUGAGUCUGCCCGAGCAGCCGUGUCAAGAAGGUCAACCACUCCGGCUGCAAAGAUAACAAGUUGCUCUUCUUGCGGGGGAAGGAAAAAAAAAAUCAAAGGCUGCUGCUCCCUCUAGUGGAAAACAUUCGUCAGGACACGCAUUCCCCUUUUGUUCACACCAUCCAUCCUUUGUUCUAUUGUUGGGUCGAGUGUGUUUGCAAAGAACCUCUCACAAUGUUGGCACACUAGAAAAUCCUCUUUGUACACCAGGGUUAGAUGCUAUUCACGCUUUUUUUAUUUUCUUUUUUUGGCUUUUCUUAAUUCUACCAGAACCAAAUCAUACUGUCCUUGUUCUCCUUUGUUACCAGGUAGAGCUUCAGUGUGACAAUACACACACACACACACAGGAUCUGUCACCUCCGUCAGUUUUUAUCAAGUGUCACCUUAUAAAGUCAACUAUUUAUUCCCCGUUUUGAAAUUACUGAAGGAAAUGUUUUAUUUUUUAAUACAGAAUGUAAAAGUCCAUAACUGUAUUAAUGAAGGUGCUUUUCUAUACAUGAGUUUAAGUGGUAAUAAUGGUUAAUUUUAAUAUUUUCUAACAUGACUUUAACAUUAGAAUGGGUUUUUCUUAACGUUUUUAAAAUGCAUUAAUAUGACAAUCUGUUAAAAUGACAAUGUUUCCAGUUGUUGUGUCUCAUGGUAUCGUAAAUCGUGGAAUAAAUUGAAACUAUCAAGAUGUGUCUUUAUGAUUGAAAAGAGUUGAGUCAAGCAAAAAAAAAGAAAAGUUAUCUUCUCCAUGUCUUUAUUUCCAUUCAGUUUUAUUUUGCUGGAAUUAGUCAGCAGUGUCUUGUUUACAAAUAUUAAUAAAAGCUGUAUUUACAGUU